CCGGAGGGCGGUGGGGAAGGUUUAACCGGGGGACGUGGAGUGAACUCUGACACCGUGAUGUGACUAUUGUUUUGAUAUGGUUUUCGUUACCAAGUAUCAGCCGUAACGUUCACUGAAAUUAUUAAUAGCUUCACAAAACAUAUGUUAAUCAAUCGAGGAACAUAGAGUUAAAUCAACCAUGAACUGUCAUGUGCGAAAUCCUUGUUUGUUGACUAACGUUAUAAAGGAUGCUGUUAGCUGAAUGGCUAACGUAGCGGUGUUGACAGCCUACUAUGGAGAUCAACGUGAAGUGAGGGACAGGGCAGCAGAUCGUUGUUUGUCCGGGUUUUCGGUCUCCCUACCUGCGUAGUAAAUAUUACCACUUUCCAAAAAGUGUUAUACUACACGUGCUAAAAGGAACCAUACCCGUACACCAAACCAUCUCGAUGGGUGAAGAAAAGCCGGACACGUUGGAUUUUGUGAAAGAUUUCCAAGAGUAUCUCAGCCAGCAGACUCAACAUGUGAACAUGAUCUCCGGGUCUGUGAGCGGCGUCAAGGAGGUGGACGACGUUCCAGCUGGUAACUACUGCGGUCAAAAUGGCCUGGACCACCCCUCUACGGAUAUGUCGCUGGUCGACAGCUCAGGGAUACUGGUGGACGGCUUUGAGAGGACGUACGACGGAAAGCUCAAGUGUCGCUACUGCAACUAUGCCACUCGAGGAACGGCCCGACUCAUCGAGCACAUCCGCAUUCAUACAGGGGAGAAGCCUCACCGCUGCCACCUGUGCCCGUUUGCCUCCGCCUACGAGCGCCACCUGGAGGCCCAUAUGCGCUCCCACACGGGGGAGAAGCCCUACAAGUGUGAGCUGUGCUCGUUCCGCUGCAGCGACCGCAGCAACCUGUCCCACCACCGCCGCCGCCGCCACAAGCUGCUGCCCAUGAAGGGCGCCCGCUCGCUGGCCCACAAGAAGAUGCUCAGUGUGCUGCAGAAGAAGAGCAGCGCGCUGGGCUACGGCCGGCGCCUGCUCAUCAACUUCAGCCCCCCUUCCAUGGCAGCGCACAAGGCGGACAGCAUGAGCGACUUCCCCCACGGACUGCCCCACAUACGGCAGGAGGCCUUCGACGACCAGGGCGGGGCGCCCGAGGACAGAAGCUCCAGGGACGACGAGCUCCACCACCACCACCUCCAUCAACACCACCAGGAUCUGGUCAUGGACAACCCCCUGAACCAGCUAUCGACGCUGGCCGGUCAGUUGGCCAGCCUUCCGGCGCACGUCCACUCCCAGACAGCCCAGCCCCCCGGGUCGCCCCGGGCCCGGUCUCCGGUGGACGAGAAGCCCUUCCUCGUACAGCAGCCCGACCCCGCCGACACGCCCCCUGCGACGACCUUGGCCAACACGUCGCACGCCUCGUCUCCCACGGCCCCGGACCCCAGGCUCCCCCCUCUCCCUCCGAGCGAGGGCAGCCCCGUGGCGGGGCCGUGCAGCGAGGGCAGCGGCCGCACCAGCACCCCCAGCGUCGGCAACAGCCAGCCCAGCACCCCGGCCCCGGGCCUGCCCGCCGCGCCCCAGGAGCGCGGCGCGCAGCACCACUGCCAACACUGUGACAUAGCCUUCCCCGACAACAUCCUCUACACCAUACACAUGGGCUGCCACGGCUACGAGAACGCCUUCCAGUGCAACAUCUGUGGCCACAGCUGCAUCAACAAGUACGACUUUGCGUGCCACUUUGCCCGGGGGCAGCAUAAGCAGCCGUGAUGCUUAUGAACACCACAAAAAAUGAAGAAAA
This is a messenger RNA of Gadus macrocephalus (Pacific cod), 1767 nucleotides long. RefSeq names its product IKAROS family zinc finger 5 (gene ikzf5). The record is from RefSeq and is a predicted model, not a curated record. Gene Ontology annotation, biological process: regulation of transcription by RNA polymerase II. The coding region runs from base 426 to 1736 and encodes 436 amino acids. Lineage: Eukaryota; Metazoa; Chordata; Actinopteri; Gadiformes; Gadidae. The transcript is spliced from 4 exons. Gene Ontology annotation, molecular function: DNA-binding transcription factor activity; RNA polymerase II cis-regulatory region sequence-specific DNA binding.